This is a messenger RNA of Podarcis muralis (Common wall lizard), 594 nucleotides long. RefSeq names its product olfactory receptor 2D3-like. NCBI's taxonomy places the organism in Eukaryota, Metazoa, Chordata, Lepidosauria, Squamata, Lacertidae. The record is from RefSeq and is a predicted model, not a curated record. Gene Ontology annotation, biological process: G protein-coupled receptor signaling pathway. Gene Ontology annotation, cellular component: membrane. Gene Ontology annotation, molecular function: G protein-coupled receptor activity; olfactory receptor activity.
UGCUUCAUCCUGGCUCUCAUGGCAUAUGAUCGCUAUGUGGCCAUAUGUCAACCACUGCGGUACCCAACCAUCAUGAGGAUGCAAGUAUGUAUCCAGAUGGCAGGAGCCUGUUGGUUAGGUGGCUUCUUCAAUGCUGCAGCACUGACAGUUAUCACCAUAAAUUUCCCCUUCUGUGGGCCCAACCAAAUCAACCAUUUCUUUUGUGAGGAGCCUGCUGUGUUGCAGCUGGUUUGCAUGGACACCUAUACAGUAAGAGUCCUCAUCUUUGCCCUGAGUGUCAUUGUGCUCAUGUUGCCUUUCACUUUUAUAGUGAUCUCCUACAUCCACAUUGCCAGGGUGGUGUUCAGCAUAAACUCAGCAGAGGGACGGCAACGAGCUUUCUCCACUUGUGCUACCCACCUCACUGUUGUCACAUUGUUCUACACCACCAUCAGCUUCACUUACUUGCAGCCCCGUUCUGAACAGCUGCAGAAGGAGAAGAAAGCUUCUGUUUUCUAUGCUUUUUUCUCCCCAAUGCUGAACCCUGUCAUUUACAGCCUGAGGAACAAGGAUGUUAAAGGAGCCUUAUUCAAAGUGAUGGGGAAAGUAAGCUGA